Magnusiomyces paraingens is the source of this 1107-nucleotide messenger RNA. RefSeq lists its product as uncharacterized. Gene Ontology annotation, molecular function: metal ion binding; U6 snRNA binding; pre-mRNA binding. Lineage: Eukaryota; Fungi; Ascomycota; Dipodascomycetes; Dipodascales; Dipodascaceae. Gene Ontology annotation, cellular component: U2-type catalytic step 1 spliceosome; U2-type catalytic step 2 spliceosome; Prp19 complex. The transcript has a single exon. The record is from RefSeq and is a predicted model, not a curated record. Bases 1 to 1107 code for a protein of 368 amino acids.
AUGAACUCGAAACCUGAUUUAACUGAUCAACAUGAUCAAUAUAAUGGAAACAAAAAUGAUGAUAGAAUAAAUGGUGAACUUUUUCAAAUAAAGCCUUCAAAAAAAACAAAGAAAAAAAAAUUGAGACCUGCAAGAAUUCAAAAAGAACCUGGAACUGUGGAUGAUCAACCUCCUCAAACAGGGACAGUUUUCAACAUAUGGUAUUUAAAAUGGAGCGGUGGCGAUAAGGAGGAUGGAAUGUAUAACCAGCGGAAAGCUGAUUCUAGAUGUGUCAUAUCGACAGAUUCUGGUUACACCAAAGCAAACGAAGUCCCUGGUUCUUAUAUUUGCUUAUAUUUUGCUCGUGGAAUGUGUUCCAGGGGGAAAAACUGUGAUUAUCUUCACAGAUUACCUACUGAAUAUGAUAUCUAUUCCCAAAAUGUCGAUUGUUUUGGGAGAGACAAAUUUGCUGAUUACCGAGACGAUAUGGGUGGCGUGGGUUCUUUUUUACGCCAAACACGAACACUUUAUGUGGGUAGGAUUAAUUCAUCUGACAAUGUAGAAGAUGUCAUUUCUCGUCAUUUUCAAGAAUGGGGUAAAAUUGAACGAAUUCGUGUCUUAAACAAUCGUGGUGUGGCUUUCGUCACUUAUGCAAAUGAAGCAAAUAGUCAAUUCGCAAAAGAAGCAAUGGCACAUCAAUCAUUAGAUAAUAAUGAGAUACUCAAUUUACGCUGGGCUACAGAAGAUCCCAAUCCUCUUGCCCAAGCUCGGGAAAAGCGAAGAAUUGAAGAACAAGCGGCGGAUGCCAUCAGAAAGUUUUUGCCUAAAGAAUUGAUUAAUGAAGUUGAAACUACAAGACUAAGUUCUAAGAGAAAAAAAAUAUCAAGGGAAGAUAGAAAUUUAGAUGGUAACGAAACAGCUGACAAUAAAAUCAUUGAAGAGUCCUCAUCCUAUGUUUCUUUAGGGCCUAAUUCUCCAAACAUGAGAUCUCAAAUUACCGAAAAAGAAUAUACAAACAAGAAACCAGGAUUAUUUUCAUCUGGAACAUUAAAUGUACUUAGGUCUCUUUGCAGUAAAGAUGGAUCCCCUGUCACAGCCAGUAUUGUUGCCGAUUAUGAUAGUGAAUAA